AUGUCGGUUUUCGAUGGUGAAAUUGAAUUUCAAUCAGUGUAUAUGGUAGAUUUUGCUAAGAAAAAUAAACCAAAAAGUCCACGUCGCAAAGCAAUAGACGACGAUUGUCUUAUCGUCGGCCUUAGUCGUGAUUCCCUGAAAGCCAGAGACCAGCCACGCAAAAGUCCGGAUGUAUUAUGCCCUAUUAACUUUGAAUACUACAAGGAGGCUGUUGAACGGUUUGGUGAAGACCAUCCAAGAGUCACUAAAAGAUACAUGACGAAGGAUGUCGAUCCAACGCCAGUAGACCACGAGAUCCAGGACCUGAAGAGGACUGAGUAUUUAACCAAAUAUUGUUCCAGGGAACUGCCGUUCAUGUCUGUGAAUCUGGCGAGGCGUGCGCGUGCGCUGCAAACGCUGCGGCUACCGGACGACAUCUACAUACCAGACACGAGCCAAAAGGGCUCAUACCGCCCGCCCAAGCCGGAGAAAUAUGCGGAGCCGCCCUCCGCCAUGUCUAUGAGACCUAAGUUUGAUCCAUCAUUGACAAAGGAGCUACGACGCAUCUUGCGUGUGCGCACAGGCGAUACAAGUUAUGGCGUGACUCACGAUCUAUUAGCUAAAGUGGUACUUGAGAAGAAUCCCUUUGGACCACCUCGCGAAGAGCCCAAAUUUGGUCGUUGGAAGAACAGAUACUUUUACACUUACAGAAUUUAA
Molecule: messenger RNA, 696 nt
Organism: Pieris macdunnoughi
Lineage: Eukaryota; Metazoa; Arthropoda; Insecta; Lepidoptera; Pieridae
Source: the annotation of a GenBank genome assembly